AUGCGACAUUCAAGAAUUUUUUCUUUUAUUGCAAAUCUCACUAAUGCACCGAAUAUCAUUAUCAUCAUCAUCAAAUUUAUCGAUUUUUCAAAUUUUAUGGAUGUAAAAACAAUAAAACAAAACCAUCGACAAAUAACUAAUAAUAAUAAUAAUAAUAAAGAUAAUAUGAAUAUUAAUUAUCGUUUCGAGACAAUCAGAUUUCAUCAUCAUCAUCAUCAUCAUAUUUUUCACAUCAUUUUCAUCAUCAUUAUUAUUUUUUAUUUUUCAUUUUCCAAUAUAUUGGUUAUGGCCACUAUACCGGAGUAUAAUCACCAUAAUCAUAUUCAUUAUUCAUCAUCAUCAUCAUCAUCAUCAUCAAAAUCUUUAUUGAAUACGACAAAUUCCAUAACAACAACAACAACAAUAACGCCAUCACAUCAUACAAUUAGUCAUCAUCGACAACAAUGUGAAAAUUCAUCCGAUUGUGAUUCAAAUCUUAUUUGCCAUAAUCAUACUUGUCUAUGUUCAUUGGGACAAAUUAAUCAUUAUGAAAUGAAUUCAAAACCAUACAGACCGAUUUUGAAAUUAUCAAGCAACAACAACAAUAAAAUGACACAACAAUCUACAGUACCUAUGUUAUCACGUCGGCCACAAUAUUUUCGUUUAGGUACAAGUUGUCAGAAAAAAUCCGAAAAAUUAGAUUGUCCAGCUGAAUAUAGUUAUUGUUUUGAACGUAAAUGUCAAUGUUGGCCAGAAUUUGAAUUCUGGGAAGAUCCAGAAUUUUCAUUAUCAAAUGCAGAAAAUAAUAGUGGUGUAUCAUCAUUACAGUUGAUAACAAAAGAAUUAUUGAAAAUUGCAUCCGAACAUGUUGAUGUGUUAGGUGAAAGUGAUUGGAAUGAUGGAAUGAAAAUCGGUAAAUGUCUUAGAAAAAUUUGUGACACCGAUGAUGAUUGUCGUAGUAAUAAUAAUGGUGCUGUUACUGGUCGAAAUUCAAAUCUUGUCUGUAAUAAUACGGUUUGCGAAUGUGCAUAUGGGUAUGCAAUACAUCGUGAUACACAUGUAUGUGUAAAGUUAUUAUUACGACGACCAAGUUGUGAUUUAACCUGUAAAAUAAUUGGCAGUCUAUUUGCAUCGAUAUUUGUAUUAACAUUAAUCUAUUGGUGUUUUUAUUGUUGUGUGGCAAUCGUAAAAAAUUUUCAUCAUCAUCAUCAUCAUCAUCAUCAACAUCACCAUAAUCAACAUAAUCGUCGUCAAACACAAAUGGAUGAAACGGAUAUAAUUUUAAAUCUAAUCAAUAGACGACAAUCAUUAUCAAAUUCGAUAGCAUCAUUUUUAACAAAAAUGGAUAAACCACCAACAUAUGAUGAAGUAAUGAGUGAUGAUGAUUGUGUUAAUACAUCACAAUCAUCAUCAUCAGCAUCAUCAUCGAUACAAAGACCACAGUAUAUUGAAAUGAAAGAAAUAUUACCAAGAUAUUGUUCAUUAUGGAAACUUGAAUCAAAUUUAAAUAAUCCAUCAUCACAACAACAACACAACAACAACAACAGAAUAAUGAAGAAUAUGAGAUUAUUAAUUGUCAAAAUCCUAAUGAUAAUGAUGAUGAUGAUGAUGAUGAUGGACAAUGAUGAUGAUCAUCAUCAUUUUUUAUAAAAUUUUUACAUUGUGUUUACAAAGUAUUUUUUUCUUCAUUUUUAUCUCUGUUGUUUCAUAACUGUUUUUACUUUUACACAUACAAAAAAAAACAUAUAAUCAGGUAUAUAAUAAAUCGAAAAAAUGUUUUGGUUUUUCAUUUUCA
This is a messenger RNA of Dermatophagoides farinae (American house dust mite), 1774 nucleotides long. RefSeq lists its product as uncharacterized. The record is from RefSeq and is a predicted model, not a curated record. NCBI's taxonomy places the organism in Eukaryota, Metazoa, Arthropoda, Arachnida, Sarcoptiformes, Pyroglyphidae.